CGCUUUUUCGCUUAUAGCACUAUUGCUUACAUGCAGCGCUUUCGGUCGUUCGUCUUGACUGUAGCGCAAAAACGUUAGCAUCAAGACGAACGCCCCAUUUAAACGAAGCGAAAGCUAAAUAUGGCGGUGCAAUUAUUAACAGUUUCGGUACAGGAAUUGUGUGAUAUGAUAUUCUCAUCGUCUUCGUCUGAAGAAAGUGAGGAUGACGUGGAAGUAAUAAAUUUACUAUAUAUGCAAGAAAAAAAAGAAUUAGUUCCACGACUUUUAAACUAUGUAGAGGUUAUUUUACCACAAUAUAACAAUGCGCAGUUUAAAUCUCAUUUUCGAAUGCAGCGUUCGACAUUUAACUAUAUCUUUGAGCUUUUAAAGAACACACUAACAAGAAAAAAGCCUGGAUGUCAAACAAUAUCGCCCGAAAAGCAACUUUUAAUAGCUAUUUGGAAAAUGUCAACGCCUGAUUCAUACAGGUCGAUUUGUGAAAAAUUUAAUGUUGGACGUGCCACUGCUUUGAAAUCUGUGAGGAGAGUUGUGAAGGCUUUAAUUAAUUUUGCUCCAGUUUUUAUUAAAUGGCCUAAUGAAGAAAAAGCAAUUGAAAUAUCAAAUGGAUUUUUGCAAACAAGUGGUUUUCCUAAUAUUAUUGGAGUAAUAGAUGGAACACAUAUCAACAUUCGUGCUCCACAUCUGGAUCCAAAAUGUUACGUAAAUCGUAAAGGCCGCUAUUCAAUUCACUUACAGGCAGUGUGCGACCACCAAUGUCGUUUUACUCAUUGUUAUAUAGGAAACGUUGGUUCAGUUCAUGACAGCAGAGUAUUUCGGCUCUCAGAAGUUUACGAUUAUCUCGACGAUCCGACAAAAUUUCCACAUGAUUCACAUUUAAUUGGCGAUGGANCUUAUACUAUUCAUGAACGUCUUCUUAUUCCAUAUCGUGAUAAUGGCCAUUUAUCUAACAGACAGAAGAAUUUUAAUUUCUGCCUUGCAUCAGCUCGAAUUCCGAGGUACAACGAAAUCCUACUCGUGCUGAACUCGCAGCAGCAAAUCGACGUGGUGUAA
Messenger RNA from Pseudomyrmex gracilis, 1050 nucleotides. RefSeq names its product putative nuclease HARBI1. The coding region runs from base 121 to 1050 and encodes 309 amino acids. The record is from RefSeq and is a predicted model, not a curated record. The transcript has 5 exons. Lineage: Eukaryota; Metazoa; Arthropoda; Insecta; Hymenoptera; Formicidae.